UAUAAUAAUCAGACUGAUCGUUCUACAUUAAGCAUCGUCAUGCCCGACCUUCGGACGCUGCCAACCACCCCCACGGCGGGCGGCUCGGUCCAGAAAGCUACAAACCCCAAAUAUCCAUACAGCUACCAUGAAAUCGGCCUCCUCCAUAACACCAGAACAAUACCUAUCGCUCCCUGUCCUCUGGAAGACUAGCAAGAGGACUACUCUCAAGCUGGAAAAUUAUGAUCUUCACGCCUGGAAGUUGAAAGCAGAUGAAAAGCUUAAGGGCUAUUCAUCCUGGAACACGUAUCUAACCAACUUCACAUUGGAUUUGGACUCCAUCCCGGAGUCCACUUUUGCGCCGGCUCUUUACUUUCAGCGACUCGUUAGCGAUACCUCCUCGGACGGACCAGUUCCAGAUGUUACAUUUUCUCCCGUUACGAGCCGUACUCGCACGAAGACAGGGAAGCUGCCUCAAAAAAUGGCUAAUUUGUACCUACAAACCCCGACGAAGUCUACGGGGAAGGAUCUCGGUACCUUCGACGAAGAGGAGUCCGCAGACGAGGGGACAGCCGCUAGCGCGCCAGUCGCCGAGAGUCCUGGUCCAACCGAAAUUCUUGACCAGAUGUACAAGCCGACAAAAGAUGAGGAGAUUGUCACGGCGGCGCUCUCGAACUUUCUGGUUGGGCUGACGCUCCAUUUUAGUAUAUCCAAUCGGUGGACCGUACACCGAAAACCAUUCAAAGCUGACUUUCACCAUGCGUCGUUCGAAGCCCGAGUUGAUGGGUACCUCGAGGAUAGAGGGCCUGCGGGAGUUGCGAAGGUUCGCGCCCUCAUUGAAGUGAAGCCAGUCCUCCGGAAAAAGAAAAGAGUACGAAUCUGUAUGCAGGAGGCUGCGCAAAUGGUGGCAUGGCUCAAGAACAGUCCAGAUCCCAACGGAACUCUAAAUUACAUUGGCCGGUACAUAUUCAUUUCCUUGGUGCAAGGGAAGCCAACUGACCCCGGUUCGCAGCCGUCUCCACGUGUCAGAGAACCGCCAUGAGGUAUAUAUCAUCUUUGCGGAAUACUCUGAGGAGUAUAUGAAAUACCUGGACAAUAGCCAACCUGUGGA
Aspergillus sclerotioniger CBS 115572 is the source of this 1090-nucleotide messenger RNA. RefSeq lists its product as uncharacterized. The coding region runs from base 128 to 1021 and encodes 297 amino acids. The transcript has a single exon. Lineage: Eukaryota; Fungi; Ascomycota; Eurotiomycetes; Eurotiales; Aspergillaceae. The record is from RefSeq and is a predicted model, not a curated record.